AUGUCAAACCAGCAAAAAAACGAUGAAAUUCAUAAAAUUUUAACUCAACUUCAAAUCAGAUCAAAAGACACAGGUAGAUUAUUAAACAAAUCAAAAUCAGAAAACUUAUCAUCAUCAAAAGACCUAAAACAAAUCAAACUCACCUUACAUGAAUUAAAUAGACUUAGUGAAUCAUCGAAUCCAUCCGGUUUUCAACUAUACAAACCUGUUGGAAAAAUGUUUAUGCUGAAACCUGAAAAGGUUAUCAAAGAUGAAUUAAUUCAAAAAGAAAAGAUUGUUCAAGAGAACCAAAGCAGGUUAGAAACUAAAAUAAAAAGUUUAGAAUCCGAAGUGGAAACUAAUCAAAGAGCUCUUAGAGAAAUCAUGAGAUCAAUCGAUCAUGAAUCUUCUUAA
Messenger RNA from Melampsora larici-populina 98AG31, 393 nucleotides. RefSeq lists its product as uncharacterized. Gene Ontology annotation, biological process: protein folding. Gene Ontology annotation, cellular component: prefoldin complex; cytoplasm. The transcript has 4 exons. NCBI's taxonomy places the organism in Eukaryota, Fungi, Basidiomycota, Pucciniomycetes, Pucciniales, Melampsoraceae. Gene Ontology annotation, molecular function: protein folding chaperone. The record is from RefSeq and is a predicted model, not a curated record. The coding region runs from base 1 to 393 and encodes 130 amino acids.